This is a messenger RNA of Rhagoletis zephyria (snowberry fruit fly), 1778 nucleotides long. NCBI's taxonomy places the organism in Eukaryota, Metazoa, Arthropoda, Insecta, Diptera, Tephritidae. The record is from RefSeq and is a predicted model, not a curated record.
AUGGUCAACACGGCGCCACUGGCUGCUUUAGUACCCUUGGCGACACUGCUUUGGCUCAAGGCAGCCGACUACAUACAGAUUUCACGCGACAAAUGGGACCAAGAGUAUGAUUACAUUGUCGUUGGAGCCGGCUCUGCUGGAGCUGUACUGGCGAAUCGCCUGUCUGAAGACCCGGCCAUAAAGGUGCUUCUCCUCGAAGCAGGCGGCUCGGAGAAUAUAUUCUCCGACAUUCCCAUAGCUGCUGCCACACUGCAACUGACGCCCGUUGAUUGGGGAUACAAGACUGAACCGCAGGAGCUGUCUUGUUUUGGCUUGAAAGGUCAGCAAAGCAAUUGGCCUCGAGGCAAAGUUCUCGGCGGAUCUUCAGUGCUUAACUACAUGCUCUACGUGCGAGGCAACAAGCGUGACUACGACUUGUGGGCUGAAAAUGGCGCCUACGGCUGGAGCUGGCAGGAUGUACUUCCCUACUUCAUCAAGUCGGAAGACAACCAAGACCCGGCUGUGGCAGCCAAUGGCUACCAUGGGACGGGUGGUCUGCUCACCGUCUCCAAUCCGCCCGAUUCGACGCCCAUUUCGCUGGCUUUUACCGAGGCUGGCAAACAACUGGGCUACGCUAACAUCGACUACAAUGGUCCCACGCAGACUGGCUUCUCCAUUCCCCAAGCGACCCUUCGCAAUGGUGCUCGCUGCUCAACCUCGAAAGCCUUCCUCUCCUCUGCCAAGGACCGGGCAAACCUGCACGUCAUUACCUUUGCCUAUGUGACCAAAGUCGUCUUCAAUGAGUUUAAGCGUGCCGUUGCUGUUCAGUUUGACCGCUUUCAGCUAAGCCAUCAGGUGUACGCGCGCAAGGAAAUCAUCCUCUCGGGCGGUGCAAUAAACACUCCUCAGCUGUUGAUGCUCUCCGGUGUGGGGCCUCGUGAUGAGCUGGAAAUGAAUGGAAUACCGGUGAUUGCCGAUCUGCCGGUCGGAUACAAUCUGCAGGAUCACAUUUAUCCAGGCGGGGUGCACUUUACAAUUAAUAAGAAGUACUCUAUGAUGCAGCGAAGAAUUACGUCCAUUCCAAAUGUGAUCAAGUACUUUGCUUUUGGAAGAGGCGGUGUAGAGGGGUUGGCCUUUAUAAACACCAAAUACGCCAACAAAUCCGACGACUGGCCGGACUUUGAGAUUCAUCUUAUCAGUGGUGGUCCUUCCUCAGAUGACGGUCAAACCUUCCGCAGAGUCUAUGGCUUCACCGAACAACUUUGGCAGCAGGUCUUCAAACCGUACAUAAAAUUCGACACCUUCAGCCUCUACCCAGUCAUGCUGCGACCCAAAUCAACCGGCUACAUCAAAUUGCGCUCUUCAAACCCCUACGACCACCCGAUCAUUGAUCCAAAAUACUUUAGUCACCCGGACGAUAUCAAAACCAUGGUCGACGCAAUGAAGGUCUCAAUCGCCGUCGGUCUGACGCCAGCAUAUCAGACCAUGAAGGCUCGCCUUUUUGAAACCAUCUGGCCUGGUUGUGAGCACUAUCGAGUGUGGAGUGACCGGUACCUGGCCUGCGUUGCUCGAACAAUGACCUCCACUCUGUACCACCCUGUGGGCACUGCCAAGAUGGGUGCCCCGUGGGACCCGACUGCCGUCGUUGACCCCGAACUGCGAGUCCUCGGUGGCGUCAAGGGACUUCGUGUUGUUGACUGCUCAGUUAUGCCAAAAAUAGUUUCCGGAAACACCAAUGCUCCGGCGAUCAUGAUUGCGGAGAAGGCCGCAGAUAUGAUCAAAGGAGUUAAUUUACCGAG